AUGGGGUUUAAUACACGGUUUUCCAGAGGAGUUAGUGACUUAAGCUGCCAUUCUCAACAAUGACGUCACUGGAAAAACUCAAUACAUCCUUUCUGAGAUAAAGGGCCCAAAAGUGUUCACAAUACUUCAAAUGAGGCCACACCAGUGCUUUAUAAAGUCUCAACAUUGCAUCUUUGCUUUUAUUUUCGAGUCUUCUUGAAAUGAAUGCUAACAUCGCUUUUACCUUGUUCACCACAGACUCAACCUGUAAAUUAACCAUGGGAGGAUCUUGCACAAAGACUCCAAGUACCUUUGCACCUCAGUAUUUUAUAUCUUCUCUCUAUUUAGAAAAUAGUCAAUCCUUUCAUUUCUUUUACCAAAGUACAUAACUAUACACUUCCAGACAGUGUAUACCAUCUGCCAUUUCUUUGUCCAUUCUCCUAAUCAGUCUAAGUCCUUCUGUAGCUUCUACUUCCUCAAAACUACCUGUCCCUCCAUCUGUCUUCAUAUCAUCUGCAAACUUUACAACAAAGCCAUCAAUUCCAUCAUACAAAUUAUUGACAAAUAACAUGAGAAGAAUUGGUCCCAACACAGACCCCUGUGGAACACCACUAAUCACUGACAGCCAUUCAGAAAAGGUUCCCUUUAUUCUAACUCUUUGCCUUCUGCAAAUCAACCACAUGGAUAAAGCUAGAAUCUUUCCUGAAAUACCUUAGGCUCGUAGCUUAUUAAGCAGUCUUGUAUGGCACCUUGUCAAAGGCCUUCUGAAAAUCCAAGAACACAUAAUCAACCAAUACUCAUUUGACUAUCCUGCUCAUUGUUCCUUUAAAGAAUUCUGUUAGACCAUAAGACAAAGGAGCAGAAGUUGGGCAUUCGGCCCAUCGAGUCUGCUGUGCCAUUUUAUCAUGAGCUGAUCCAUUCUCCCAUUUAGUCCCACUCCCCCCGCUUUCUCACCAUAACCUCUAAUGCCCUGGCUACUCAGAUACCUGUCAAUCUCUGCCUUAAAUACACCCAAUGACUUGGCCUCCACUGCCGCCCCUGGCAACAAAGUCCACAGAUUCAUCACCUUCUGGCUAAAAAAAUUUCUUCGCUUCUCUGUUCUGAAUGGGUGCCCUUCAAUCCUUAAGUCAUGCUCUCUCAUACUAGACUCCCCCACCAUGGGAAACAACUUUGCCACAUCCACUCUGUCCAUGCCUUUUAACAUUUGAAAUGUUUCUAUGAGGUCCCCAUUCUUCUAAACUCCAAGGAGUACAGUCCAAGAGCAAUCAAACGUUCCUCAAUAUGUUAACCCUUUCAUUCCCAGAAUCAUCCUAGUGAAUCUUCUUUGAACCCUCUCCAAUGUCAGCACAUCCUUUCUUAAAUAAGGAGCCCAAAACUGCACACAGUACUCCAAGUGAGGUCUUACCAGUGCCUUAUAGAGCCUCAACAUCACAUCCCUGCUCCUAUAUUCUAUUCCUCUAGAAAUGAAUGCCAAUAUUGCAUUCGCCUUCUUCACCACCGACUCAACCUGGAAGUUAACCUUAAGGGUAUCCUGCAGGAGGACUCCCAAGUUUUGUUGCAUCUCAGAACUUUGAAUUCUCUCCUCAUUUAAAUAAUAGUCUCCCUAUUUAUUUCUUCUACCAAAGUGCAUGACCAUACACUUUCCAACAUUGUAAUUCAUUUGCCACUUCUUUGCCCAUUCCCCCAAUCUAUCCAAGUCUCUCUGCAGACUCUCUGUUUCCUCAGCACUACCAGCCCCUCCACCUAUCUUUGUAUCAUCAGCAAACUUAGCCACAAAGCCAUCUAUUCCAUAAUCCAAAUUGUUGAUACACAACAUAAAAAGAAGCGGCCCCAACACAGACCUCUGCAGAACACCACUGGUAACUGGAGCCAACCAGAAUGGGAUCUCUUUAUUCCCAUUCUCUGUUUCCUGCCAAUCAGCCAAUGCUCUAUCCACAUAUGUAACUUUCCUGUAAUUCCAUGGGAUCUUAUCUUGUUUAGCAGCCUCAUGUGCGGCACCUUCUCAAAGGCCUUCUGAAAAUCCAAAUACACCACAUCCAUUGCAUCUCCCUUGUCUAGCCUACUUGUAAUUUCCUCGAAAAGUUGCAAUAGGUUUGUCAGGCAGGAUUUUCCUUCAAGGAAACCAUGCUGAGUUUGGCCUACCUUGUCAUAUGCUUCCAGGUACUCCGUAACCUCAUCCUCAAUCGAUUCCCAACAACUUCCCAACCACCGAUGUCAAGCUAACAGGUCUAUAUAAUAUCCUUUUUGCUUCCUUGCCCCCUUCUUAAAUAGCGGAGUGACAUUUGCAAUCUUACAGUCCUCCGGAACCAUGCCAGAAUCUAUUGACUUUUGAAAGAUCAUUGGUAAUGUCUCUGCAAUCUCCACAGCUACUUCCUUCAGAACACGAGGGUGCAUUCCAUUUGGUCCGGGAGAUUUAUCCACCCUUAAACUAUUCAGCUUCUUGAGUACCUUCUCUGUCAUAAUUGUGUCUGCGCGCACUUCUCUUCCCUGACACCCUUGAGUGUCUGGUAUACUGCUGAUGUCUUCCUCAGUGAAGACUGAUGCAGAAUACUCAUUCAGUUCUUCUGCCAUCUCCUUGUCUCCCUUUUCAAUUUUUUUAGCAUCAUUUUCUAUCGGUCCUAUAUCUACUCUCACCUGUCUUUUUAUAUACUUGAAAAAGCUUUUAGUAUCCUCGUUGAUAUUAUUUGCUAGCUUCCUUUCAUAGUUCAUCUUUUCCCUCUUAAUGACCUUCUUAGUUUCCUUUUGUAAACUUUUAAAAACUUACCAAUUCUCUGUCUUACCACUAAUUUUUGCUUCUUUGUAUGCCCUCUCCUUUGCUUUUACUUUGACUUUGACUUCUCUUGUCAGCCACGGUUGCAUCCUUUUUCCAUUUGAAAAUUUCUUCUUUUUUGGAAUAUAUCUGUCUUGCACCUCCCUCACUUCUUGUAUAAACUCCAGCCUCUGCUGCUCUGCUGUCUAAAUACACUGGAAUUUAGAAGGAUGAGAGGGGAUUUGAUUGAAGAUUAUUUAGGGAUUGGACACACUGGAGGCAGGAAGCAUGUUCCAGCUGAUGGGUGAGUCCAGAAUAAAGGCCACAGUUUAAGAAUAAGGGGUAGGCCAUUUAGAACAGAGAUGCGGAAAAACUUUUUCACCCAGAGAGUGGUGGAUAUGUGGAAUGCUCUGCCCCAGAAGGCAGUGGAGGCCAAGUCUCUGGAUGCAUUCAAGAGAGAGUUAGAUUGAGCUCUUACAGAUAGCGGGGUCAAGAAAUAUGGGGAGAGGGCAGGAAUGGGGUACUGAUUGUGUAUGAUCAGCCAUGAUCACAGUGAAUGGCGGUGCUGGCUAGGAAGGCCGAAUGGCCUACUCCUGCACCUGCUGUCUAUUUUCUAUUGUUUUUCCCGCUAGGGUCCCUUUCCAGUCAACCUUGGCCAGUUCCUCUCUCAUGCCACUGUAAUUUCCUUUACUCCACUGAAAUACUGACACAUCGGAUUUUGGCUUCUCUUUCUCAAGUUUCACAGUGAACUCAAUCAUGUUACAAUCACCGCCUCCUAAGUGUUCCUUCACCUCAAUCUCUGAUCACCUCUGAUUCAUUACAUAAUACCCUAGUGGGCUCAACAGCAAGCUGUUCUAAAAACCCAUUUCAUAGACAUUCUACAAGUUCUCUCUCUUGAGAAACCAGUUCCAACCUGAUUUUCCCAAUCCACUCGCAUUAUCAUAACACUGCCCUUCUGGCAAGCCUUUUUAAUUUCCUGUUGUAAUUUGUAGUCCACAUCUCUGCAGCUGUUAGGAGGCCUGUAUAUAACUGCCAUCAGGGUCCUUUUACCCCUGCAAUUUCUUAGGUCAACCCGUAAAGAUUUUGCACCUUCCGAUCCUAUGUCACCUCUUUUUAAUGAUUUAAUAUCAUUUCUUACCAAUAAAGCCACGCCACCCCCUCUACCUACCUGCUUAUCCUUCCGAUACACCGUGUAUCCUUGGACUUUCAGCUCCCAGAGACAUGCAUCCUUUAGCCACGUCUCAGUGAUGGCCACAAUAUCAUACCUGCCAAUCUGUAGCUGUACGACAAGAUCAUCCACCUUAUUCCUUAUGCUGUGUGCAUUUAAGUGUAUCACCUUAAGUCCAGUAUUUGGUACUUUUUGCUUUGAUUGCACUGCAACUCAACCCAAUGGCUGCAAAUUUGCCCCAUCACCUGUCUGUCCUUCCUGACAUCUUUACUGCUCACUAGCUUAGAUUUAUUUCUGUUUUUCCCCCUCCUCCGCUCUAUCAUUCUGGUUCCCAUCCCCCUGCCAAAUUAGUUUAAACCCUCCCUAACAGCUCUAUUAAACCUUCUUGCCAGGAUAUUGGUCCCCUUCCGGUUCAGGUGUAACCCGUCCUUUUUGAACAGGUUAUACUUCCCCCAGAAGAGAACCCGAUGAUCCAAGAAUCUGAAACCCUGCACCCUGCACCAGUCUCAGCCACGUAUUCAUCUGCCUGAUCCUACUAUUCUUGCCCUUGCUAGCAUGUGGCACAGGUAGCAAAAUGACUUACUUGUUGCUGAGGGGGGCAGCCACAGGGGUGCUCUCCACUAUCCCAGGCAUUUCCCUUCCCUCUGCUGGCAGUCACUCAGUUUUCUGACCCCUGUAGCCUAGGGAUGACUACCUCCCCUGUAGCUCCUGUCUAUCACCUCUUCACUUUCCCUAAUAAGCAGUAGGUCAUCAAGCUGCAGCUCCAGAUCCCUAACAAGGUCUCUGAGGAGCUGCAUCUUGGUGCACCGGGCGUAGAUGUGGCCAUCAGGGAAGCUGGAGGUCUCCCAGGAUUCCCACAUCUGACACCCUGAACAAAGCGCUAAUCCUGCAGACAUGCUACCUAAUUCUUCAGGAGUGAAACAAGGAAAAAUAAGUCUACUCACCCACUUACCUCACCAAGCACAUGAACUUUUUAAACCAUUAGCUUGUACCGUUAGCUGUGUGAGCCCUGCUGUUCCGCAGUCUGUCCGGGCCGAUUCGCCAAGGGGAGUAAAAGAGUUGGUGCCUUGCUCUCACCUCUUCCCAGUACCGCCAAAGCCCUACCCUCUGCUGCCACUCACUCCUCUGCCCACUGUAUAGGGUGGUCUUUUUCAACUCUAUGUCUCACACCUGCGCAGUCUCGCCCUUCUUGUACUCUUAAGUUUUUUUAAAAACUGCUGUCCUUCAGAAUUUAGCUCUCACGCUGCCUUUCUUGUCCCACUCCAGAAAAACAGAUCAAAUGGAUUGUCAGGCAAGAUUUUCCUUUGAGGAAACCAUGCUGACUACAGCCUAUUUUAUCAUGUGCCUCCAGGUAUCCUGAGAUCAUAUCUUUAAUCAUCGACUUCAAAAUCUUCCCAACCACUGAGGUCAAACUAACCAGCCUAUCGUUUCCUUUGUUUUGCCUUUCUCCCAUCUGGAGUGACCUCCGGGUUAUUACCUAACCGUGUCCAGCUCAUUACCUAACUCCCAGUCCAGUAUAGCUGACCCUAUGCUAAGCCCAACAGCAAACUGCUCUAAAAAGCUAACUCUUAGGCAUUCAACAAACUCAUUCUCUUGAGAUCCACUACCAACCUGAUUUUUCCCAAUCAACCUGCAUAUUAAAAUCUCCCAUGACUACCAUAACAUUGACCUUUUGACUAGCCUUUUCUAUUUCCUGUUGUAACCUGUGGUCCACCUCCCAGCCACUAUUGAGAGGCCUGUAUAUAACUGCCAUCACCGUCCUCAUACCCUUAUAGUUUCUUAACUCAACCCACAAGGAUUCAACAUCUUCCAAUCCUGUGUCACAUCUUUCUACUGAUUUGAUGCCACUCUUUGCCAGUAGAGCGAUACCACCCCCUCUGCCUGCUUUCCUAUCCCUCUGAUAUAAUGUGUAACUUUGGAUAUUAAGCUCCCAAUCAUCCUUCAGCUACAAUUUAGUGAUGACCACAACAUCAUACCUGGCAAUCUGUAACAGUGCAACAACAUCAUCUACCUUAUUUCUAUACUACACUCAUUUAGGUACAACACCUUGAGUACAGUAUUUGCUAUCCUUUCUGAUUCUGCAUCCCUGAUGAUUUGAUACCCAGCCUGUUAACUGCAACUAAGUCCCCUCACCUGUCUGCCCUUCCUGACAGUCAGACUGAAGCUAUCUUUACUUUUUUACCACCUGUACUAUCCUGAGUCCCUUCAAUCUGGUUCCCACCCCCCCCUGCCAAAUUAGUUGAAACCCUCCCCAGCAGCUCUAAUGAACCUGCUUGUGAGAAUAUUGGUCCCCCUCGGGUUCAGAUGCAACUUGUCACUUUUGAACAGGUCAUACCUCCCUUAGGAGAUCCCAAUUAUCCAAGAACCUGAAGCCCUGCCCCUGAAUCAGCUUCGCAGCCGUGCAUUUAUUUGCAAAAUCUUCCUGUCUCUGCCCUCACUGGAGCAUGGCACAGAUAACAAUCCAGAGAUUACUACCUGUGAUGUCCUGUUUCUCAGCUUUCUACCUCGUUCUCUAAAUUCUCCUUUUAGGACUUCAGUGCUUUUUCUUCCCAUGUCAUUGGUACCAAUAUGUACCAAGACAUCUGAAUGCUCCUUCUCCCUCUCCAAAAUGUUGUGGACUAGAUCUGAGACGUCCCUGACCCUGGCACCUGGGAGGCGACACACCAUUGCUAUUGAGGCCCCUAUCACUACCAUUCCCUUCUUUUUUCUCUUUUCCUUCUGCACCAUGGAGCCAUGCUCAGUGCCCAUCACGUGGUCAUCAUGGCAUUCCCCUCAGGAGGUCAUCCCCCACAAAUGGAUCCAAAGCGGAAAAUGGCCACGGGGUGCUCUGCUCUAACUGCCUAUUUCCAUUUCUCCGGAUGGUCACACAGAUACUCGCCUCCUGCAACUUUGUGGUGACCACAUCAUAGAAACAUAGAAAACUUACAGCACAGUACAGCCCCUUCGACCCACAAAGCUGUGCCGAAUGUGCCAUACCUUAGAACUGCCUAGACCGGGGGUCGGCAACCUGCGGCUCCCGAGCCAUUUGUGGCUCUUUCACCUCUGUGCUGCAGCUCCCUGUGGCUUUGGGAAAUAAUUGGUCAGUAUUUAAUUAAAAUGUAUUUUAUGUUAGUUUGUUAGCUUUUGAAAUGUAAUUCUAAAUUUGAAGAUUAUGGUGAUCUUGUACAAUCUAAGUGUGGCGACACAUUUCCUCACAAUUAGCCAGCAUUCCGGCUAAGGGAGAUAGCCUACGGGGGUUUGUGAGUACGCGUCUUUUGCAGCAUCUGCGUCCAUGGGGGCUGGGUUGAGGGAGGCUUAAAAGCAAGGCUGUUUAGUUCGAAUAAAGUUAUUCGACUGCAGUUUACUGACUGCGUGAGCACACCGCUACAACGUGUUUUUAUCGCUAUUAAUAUACGUCACCACUGCCAAUACCUGACACCCGCCAGUGCGCGAUUUCUUUAAUUUUUCGAUCCAAGGUAAGCCAACUAUGGAGAAUUCUAAAAAAAGAAAAGUGACUGAAGAAAACAGAACGUUUAAUGAUACGUGGACAGAUUCAUUUGCUUUCACUGUUGACGAGACUGGUUUACCGGUAUGCUUAAUAUGCAAUGAGAAACUAGCAAACAACAAAAAGUCAAAUGUCGCAAGGCAUUUCCAGAAUAAACACGCAGCCUUUGCUCAAAAAUAUCCGGAUGGAGAUGAGAGAAAAAAAGCCGUUUCGGAACUGAUGCGGAAGGUUGAUCUGAGCAAAAAUCAUUUCCAGAAAUGGAUGAAGUCUGGAAAAUCAAUGACAUACGCCAGUUAUAUUGCCGCUCAGGAAAUAGUCAGGCACGGGAAGCAGUUUACAGAUGGUGAAUAUAUAAAAGAAUCUUUCAUUAAGAUUUCAGAACAUCUAUUCACGGACUUUAAAAACAAGAGUGAAAUUGUGCAGAAAAUCAGGGAUAUGCCCCUCUCUGCAAAGACUGUCAAAGACAGAACCAUAAAAAUGGCAGAAGACAUCACAAGACAGCAAAUUAAAGACAUCAAUUCAGCUGUGGCCUACUCGAUUGCCUAUGACGAGUCUAAAGACAAAGGUGAUAUUGAACAAAUAGCGUUGUUCUGCCGGUAUGUAAACUCUGCCGGGCCACAGGAAGAACUGAUUGAGUUGAUACCUCUAAAAGACCAAACACGGGGGGAGGACAUCUGUGAGGCUGUCUUGAAUUGUUUAAGAGCCAAAGGAAUAAAGACCACCCAUCUGGUGUCAGUAGCUACUGAUGGGGCGCCGAAUAUGACGGGAACGCACAAGGGAUUUGUGGCUUUACUGCAGAAGUCGCUGGACAGAAAGCUGCUGACUUUUCACUGCAUCUUGCACCAAGAGGCACUGUGCGCUCAAACAUUUCCUCCGGAAUGCACAGAAGUAAUGGAUGUUGUCAUUCAGAUUGUCAAUAAAAUAAUGGCAAAAAGUUUAAAUCACCGUCAAUUCCGUUUGUUACUGGACUAGCUGGAAAGCGCAUAUUCUGAUCUCCUGCUGCACAACAAAGUCCGGUGGCUGUCCAAAGGGGAGGUGCUGAAACGCUUUGUCGCGUGUCUGGAAGAAGUGAAAACUUUCCUGGGCAGCAAAGGGCUCACCUUUCCUGAGCUGGAACAGCCAGAGUGGCUGGAAAAGCUACACUUCAUGGUAGACAUGACAGCACACCUGAACACGCUGAACACAACUCUUCAGGGGUAAGGACGCACAGCCCUGCACAUGUUGGAGGAUGUUUUGGCAUUCGAGCGCAAGUUGACAGUGCUUGCCAGAGAUUUACAGAAAGGCACAUUGUCUCACUUCCCCAAUUUGACAAGAGUUCAAACAAGGUCACGACAUGAUAAUUUCGGAGUAUUUACAUUCUGCAAUCAUCGCAAUGCAAACAUCGUUUGGGAAACGCUUCUGUGAGUUCAGAGAGGAAAAAAACACAUUAUCCUUCCCGGUCACUCCCUUAAGCAUCGAUCCUUCCCUACUGAAUACGACUGCAUUGGCAGGUGUGAGUCAACCUGAUCUUGAGAUGGAACUGGCCGACAUAGCCGACAAAGACAUAUGGGUGUCCAAGUUUAGACGCUUGACAGCAGACCUUGAAGAUGUUGCCCGUCAGAAGGCCGUUCUUGCUCAGAAUCACAAAUGGAGUGAUAUUGAAAACCUUCCAAAACCGGACAAACUUGUGUUCGAAACAUGGAAUGCUAUGCCCGACAUUUAUGUAAACAUGAAAAAGUAUGCGCUUGGAGUCCUGUCGAUCUUUGGAUCCACAUAUGUAUGUGAGCAGGUGUUCUCCAACAUGAACUUUAUUAAAAACAAACAUCGCGCACGCCUCACAGAUGACAGCUUGCGAUCCUGUGUAAAGAUGAAGGUGACGUCAUACAGCCCUGAUGUGCAGACGCUGUGCGCUGAGGUCCAGGAGCAGAAAUCCCAUUAACCAAGUGAAAAACCAUUUGAUCAUCGAGGCACGCCACAGAGGUACUUCUGCUUUUCAAAAUACGGUCAUUCGUUUUGUGGAGGAUUAUGCCCCCCAGGUUCUGAAGAUUCAUGCUGAGUUUAAAGGUGUAAUGAAAGUGCUUUUUGAUCGCGGAUUCAGACCCUCUCUCCAAAAUCCAGCCGAUCUUCGAAUUACGCUUACUACUGGAGAUUAUAAGUGGUUUAAAUCAGUGAAGGAGGCUGAGGCGUUUGUUGGAAGUCUUCCGGCCACCUCGUCUUCUUCGGAACCGGCCUGACCUUCUAAAAUGGUUGAUAAGUACUUCUCAAAGUAAAGCUAUUUUUUCCGAACUCAGACUUUACUUGAAUAAUUUAGACAUUAAAUAUUGAAACUCUAAGGGCUGUAGUCAAUCUCUCCCUGGACUUGGUGCGUUUUUUCUAAAUAGAUGAUUUAAGUUUAAUGUUUUCCUGUGGACUUUUAGAUUUUACUCGUGUAAUCUAUUUUACUUCUGUAUAACUUUAUCUAUAGAGAACUACAAUUGAUUUUAACUUGUUUUAGAGGUUUGGCGUUUUUAUUGAUGGCCUCCCUGUUGGUUGAUUUAUAGUUUAAAUUCUACUUUUUUUUUCUGUAAACGGUUGAUAAGUACACUCUUUAAAUUUAUAAUUUCCCCCUUUUUUUCAAUCUUUCAAAAU
Molecule: messenger RNA, 9987 nt
Organism: Hypanus sabinus (Atlantic stingray)
Lineage: Eukaryota; Metazoa; Chordata; Chondrichthyes; Myliobatiformes; Dasyatidae
Product: general transcription factor II-I repeat domain-containing protein 2-like
Exons: 2
Coding region: 7363-8352 (329 amino acids)
Source: RefSeq, a predicted model, not a curated record